AUCCGGUCCUGGGGAGCAGGGAAGUGGGAGGAGAGGAUGCCCCUACAAAUCCUAGGGGCUACAGAGGGCCAGGGCAUCUUUGGGUGGUGGAGUACAGAGGAGGUGACCUGCAGCAGAGGAGUCCUGGUGACACGCAACCAUGACGGACCAGCAGGCUGAGGCCCGGUCCUACCUCAGCGAGGAGAUGAUCGCUGAGUUCAAGGCCGCCUUCGACAUGUUUGACGCUGAUGGUGGCGGGGACAUCAGCGUCAAGGAGUUGGGCACGGUGAUGAGGAUGCUGGGCCAGACACCCACCAAAGAGGAGCUGGACACCAUCAUCGAGGAGGUGGAUGAGGACGGCAGCGGCACCAUCGACUUCGAGGAGUUCUUGGUCAUGAUGGUGCGCCAGAUGAAAGAGGACGCCAAGGGGAAGACUGAGGAGGAGCUGGCUGAGUGUUUCCGCAUCUUUGACAGGAACGCAGACGGCUACAUCGAUGCUGAGGAACUGGCUGAGAUUUUCCGGGCCUCCGGGGAGCACGUGACGGACGAGGAGCUCGAAUCCCUGAUGAAGGACGGUGACAAGAACAAUGACGGCCGCAUUGACUUCGACGAGUUCCUGAAGAUGAUGGAGGGCGUGCAGUAAGAAGUCGGCCCUCCCCUCCGCGGAGACCGAGCGUCCUUAGGGCGUGGGGACGUCAUCGCCGCCCGGUCCCACUCCCGGCCCCGGGAGGGAGGCGCGGCCCCUUCUGGGAAUGUGUCUAGAAGGAAUAAAAGGAAACAUUGCAAA
Messenger RNA from Balaenoptera acutorostrata (minke whale), 766 nucleotides. It is a transcript of the gene TNNC2, whose product is annotated as troponin C2, fast skeletal type. The transcript has 6 exons. NCBI's taxonomy places the organism in Eukaryota, Metazoa, Chordata, Mammalia, Artiodactyla, Balaenopteridae. Gene Ontology annotation, molecular function: calcium ion binding. The coding region runs from base 140 to 622 and encodes 160 amino acids. The record is from RefSeq and is a predicted model, not a curated record. Gene Ontology annotation, cellular component: myosin II complex.